Apis mellifera (honey bee) is the source of this 4578-nucleotide messenger RNA. RefSeq lists its product as uncharacterized. NCBI's taxonomy places the organism in Eukaryota, Metazoa, Arthropoda, Insecta, Hymenoptera, Apidae. The record is from RefSeq and is a predicted model, not a curated record. The transcript is spliced from 4 exons. The coding region runs from base 532 to 3699 and encodes 1055 amino acids.
ACAGCCGUGAAGGUUAUUCAACCCGAGCGGAUCUCGUUCGUAAGCAACGCGGAGUAACGGGUUCCCGAUGACUCGUGCACGAGGCGCCUCUCCACCACUUGCUUCGAUUACCUGCGUGCACACGCGGGCCCACCGCUCGCUCGCUUCUCCAACCUCUUCGAGCCGUGGAUUCAGUCAGCCGUGCACCAUUGUCGAAACAUUGUCGUCCUCCUGGACGAUACCGGACACGCACUCACACGCACGCUCUCUCUCUCUCUCUCCCUCUCUCUCUCUUUCGCGUUUUUUUCCCGCCCCAUUUUUCGUCUCGAUUUCGAAGGAAAGAGAAGUGUUUUUUUUCUUUAUUUUUUCUCUCUCUCUCUCUAUGGUGUAUUUUCAGUUUUUAGUAGCUUUUGUCUUUGACAUUUAAUCGCUGUGUGUCGGUUUUCUUUUUCUUUUUCUUUUUUCCUUCUCUUUCUUUCUCUCGUUCGUUGAUCGUUGAUUUGGUGAUUAAAUGCGGCUUCCAGCAGGAUUUUGAGAUUCAGAAGUGCAAAAAUGCGGAUGAAACUGUUGGAGAUCGUGGUGGUUCUGUUGGCGUUGGGAUCGAGCGACGCCAGGCCCCAAAGAACCGAAAGCUCGAUUCAAGCUCGUUCAUCGAAGGCGAACCUCGAGGAAUGGAAAACGUCCGGCGUUCGAGAAGAUAGCAGUGUCCGAGCGAACGACACGCAACGCCGCAUAAAAGAUCUUCAGCACAUGGAUCAGUCGUUAAGAACUGUGGCCACCCAAUUGUUGAACGUGACGAACAGUGGCGAACAGCCUGCGAAGAUCCUCGACAACGCGAUCAAGAAGGGGAUGGAAAAGUCGGCGGCGAGCGACGAGGCGGCGGCCAACGAUCGGCACCCGAUCGGAUUCGGCAGGCCGAUCAACUCCAAGUUCAGCUACUUCGAGACCAGCCAUCCGGGCCAGGCCAUGGCCAUAACCGAGGAGGAGCUCGAGAAGGAGAUGGCGUCCACGCGUCUGAUCACGGCGUACAAGAAUCACGCGACGACCACCGGCGGGAUAUCCACGUGGAUCCUCCUCAAUCCGCCCUCGACCACCGUCAAGGCGAUCUCGAUCGAGGAUCGAAAGAGGACGAGACAACCGAUCGAAAGCGAGGAGGCGAGGGUCACACCUUCGACGGUGGACACAGCAACGGAGGAGAAGACGGAGAAGGGCGUAACGCUGGGGGAAGAGGCGGCUACUACGAGGAAGUCCUUCGUCCUUCCGACGACCACGAGCAAGAUCGAGUCGAAAUUGGAGAAGGUGGUGGAGCAAGGAACGGAGAAGGAGGCGGAGGUUCCUGUCCAGAGCACACCCAAGACCCUCGCGUCCACCGAUUAUUCCGAACUUGUCACGAACGCGACGAGAAAGAAUCAGAUGGCGAGUCGAACGACUCCUAAACCGAAGAUAGCCGUCACGAAGACCACGGUCCUUGCCUCGAAACCCGCCGUUUCGAAGCCGGCCAAUCGGCCGAAUCUGCAGAACAGGCCGAAGCACCCGACCAGGAAUCGGACCACCGUUAGACCGGACGUCGGUAAGAACGAGAGCGUGCCGGUCGGCAAGGUAGAGAAGGUGACGUUCAGACCUGUCCAGAUGAUCGCCGUUCCGAAGAGCACCGAGAAGCCUAUGUUCGUGACCAAGAUCAAAGCGUCGAUCCUGAUGGACAAUCAGAAAGCAACCACCACCACCACCCCUCACGUCGACGCGUCGACGAGUGGAAGCGUGGUGGUCGCUUCGACGACCUCGAAACCGACCUCGACCGACGACCAUCCCUCGUCCGAGGCCCCCGUCUCCAAGCUCAAACCGGUAGGGACGAAGGUGAACAACGUGUUGAAGGUGCAGCUGAGGAAACCCGCGGACGAGACGAGGAUCGAGAUCGAGCCGAUCAAGGUGAACGCCCCCGUGCUGAAGAUCGAGAAGGUGGAGAAGGGGGAGGGUUUGGCGCAGGACACCAAGAUAGACCUGAUGAAGUUCGAUUUCAAUCCCGAACUGACCAAGAUCAACCAACUGUCCUCCUCCACUUCUUCCUCCACCGCCUCUCCUUCCUCCUCUACCUCCUCCUAUUCUUCCUCCUCCUCCUCCACUACCACUAAAAGGCCCAAGAGAAAGAAGAACAAGAACAGAAGGAGGAAACCGAUCGCUUCCACGACCACGUCCACCACGACUCCAGUCCCCAGCUCGUCACUGGUGCCAAGCUUGACCGAGGAAACCGAGCCAGGCACCGACGUCCCCGAGGAGAACGAGAAUGGAAUAGCGCAGGAGUCGAAGAUAGCCCCAGAGACCAAGGUUGGACAGAAGAAGAAACCCGCUUCCUCGUCCGGGAUCAGCAGCCAGAUAUACAACUUUCUGAGCCGAGAGGUGAUGCCGAGCUUCGGCGUGAUGUCUCUGGUGGGCCUCGGCUUGGGCCUCGCCUCCUACUUCCUCUACCCUUUUGGCGGGACCGCGGCCAGGAGGAACUACGUGGAGGUGGAGCCGAAAUACAAGUACAGUUUCGAGGAAUACGGGGGGAAUUACGGGCAGAGCGAGGAGGAGGUUCUGUCCAAGGUGCUUCAGGGGAUGACCACGGACGAGACGAAGGGCCAUCAAGGGUUGUCGAAGGUGUUCGAGGACAAUUACUACGCGUACCAGCGUUACGACCCGUCCUUCGACCACCACCGCCAAUCGAGCAACGAUCAGCAACGUUAUUCCUCCCCAACCUUGUCCUCCUCGCCCGUCUAUCACCCCUCGCAGGAGAACACCGCCCCCUCGCACAAGUACACCGAUUAUCGUUACUCGAGCACCCCUUCGAACCCUUCGUACCACGGGAUCAGGCAUAGGGAGUACGUGGUAGGCUCGGGUGUUCCUCCACCAGGCUCGGCGAAUCGCCAAUUCGUCGUGGGCAGCGUUCCGUACCCUUACGAGGAGAAGAAGAAGAUACUCGUCUCCCCUCCGUCGAGCGGUGGAAAGUUGGGCAACGGUUACGGGGGGGAGGGGGUGGCAGGAGAGGCGGAGAGCGGCGAGGGGACGAGGCAGAAUUCUUUCAACGAGAUGAUGGGCACCGUGAUACAGAAUUACGGGCAGAUGAAAACAGCGAGGCCGGUGGACGAGGGUUACGAGGAGGUGGAGAUCACGCCAACGGCUGUGGCCGUGGAGCACGGGCCGAGGUCGCUGAGGAUUAAAAGAUCGGGAAGGGACAGGAGGGAUUCCUCGUCCGUGAUUCAAGUGAUUCCCUCGAGGCGAGAGUUGGAGGGGGAGAGGAGGGAGGAGGAGUUGAGCAACGAGAUCCUCGACAUCAUCGACUCCGCGUUACCGGCGGAGGGAGAUUACGAGGAGGACGGGGAGAAGAGGAGGAAGAAGAAGAAGGAGGAAGAGGAGGAGGUGGAGGAGGAACUGGAGAAACGGAGAGACUCGAGCACCGUCGCUUCGUCGACGAUCGAAUCGUCCUCGUCCUCGUCCUCGUCCUCUUCCACCUUGGAAAAUUUCGAUUCCGAGGGGGAGGCGAAAGACACGAGCACCGUCGAGAGCGUGACGAUCGAUCCGACCACGAAGAAGCCAGCCGAGCAGAACGGUUUCAAUCUCUUCAAUUUCGUGAAGAAGAUCGCCGAGAUCAAGUUUCGGCUCGGUCUCACGCUUCUUAAACACGCCAGCGAGGGUUUCGCCAGAUAUCUCGGCCACGUGCAGAAGAGGAUCAACGGGGAGGAGUGAGACGGAGCUCUCUCCUCGGCUGGACGAUUCGUAGCGUCAGCUAAGCUCGCGGCACGUAACCCACCUUAUAUUCCUCGAGGACCUCGUUUCGAAGGAAAAAAAAGAAAAAAAUCGCGUCUCGAAUCUCCGAGAAUGUCUUUCCGAUCGUUGCAACGCGGAUUUUUUUCGAUCGAAUCUGAAAUAUCUUCGUCGUUUCCUUUUUCUCCCUUCCUUUUUUUUUUUUCAGGAAAGAAAUAUUCGUUUCUGAACCGAUAAAGAUGAUUUUCGUCGAGAAAAGUAAUUUUUAACAUUCGUUUUAAGGUUAGGAACGAAUAUUUCUGGUGAAAAUGAUGAAGUUAUUUUAGCUCGUCUAAACGACUCGUCUUUUGUCAGUUUUUACUCUAACUCUGAUGAAGAUCUACAUUUUCUCUGCGUUCUCUUUUUUUUUUAACUUAUAAAUAAUCUUACGUAGUUUUUAUCGUUUAGAAUUUUACAAUAUAUAUGCAAGCUGAUUGUUUAAACUUAAAUCAUCGGGAUCGGAUCGAGAAAGGAAGAUUGGAUUAUUCCUGGACAGCAGGAGGAACAAGAAGCUUUAACAAUAAAUAGGAUUUCUCGCACGGAGUGCUAAAAAUCAUAUGCAUUCUAUGAUAGUUUUUUCGAAACCACCAGAAAGUUUCGAAUUGGAUGGGAAGGAAAAGGUUUCGAAAGACUAGCAGCGAAAAAUUCUAUUCCUUUAUUUUUCGAACGAUUCUUUUGUUUCGAUCGGUAUCUGUCGAUAUAUUUAUGCCUUUUAUUGAGUAUUCAGACCGAGCAUCGAAAUGUAAAGUAUAAAUACAUACAUAUAUAUAUAUAUAAAUAUAUAUAAAUAAAUAAAUAAAUAAUAAAUAAGAUAAAUGUCUA